Molecule: messenger RNA, 1590 nt
Organism: Trichoderma breve
Lineage: Eukaryota; Fungi; Ascomycota; Sordariomycetes; Hypocreales; Hypocreaceae
Product: FAD dependent oxidoreductase domain-containing protein
Exons: 2
Coding region: 1-1590 (529 amino acids)
Cellular component (GO): cytoplasm
Molecular function (GO): oxidoreductase activity
Source: RefSeq, a predicted model, not a curated record
AUGGGCGGCGUCAUUUCAAGCAUCCAAAGCAGCAUCACCGCCAUCACCAGCGUCAUCCGCACAAUCUCCACGCUCAACGCAAAAUACCAAGCCCUCCUACAGCGCAUCGAAACAGGGCCAUUCACUCCAGUAGAGAAUCCUACGGAAUCAUAUUGGAUGCGGGAUGCUCCCUUUCCGGACAUUGGCGAUGUAUUGGGUGAUAUACCGGAGGAGGCGGAUGUGGUUGUUAUAGGGAGCGGGAUUACAGGCGCUGCUGCGGUGAAGACGUUGUGCGAGCUAUCCUCUUCUUCUUCAACUGGGGAUGGUGAUGGUAAGAAAGCGCCGAGGAUAGUGGUUCUGGAGGCAAGACAACUGUGCAGCGGCGCGACGGCGCGGAAUGGCGGGCAUAUCAAGUGCACCCCCCACGAAGAAUUUUCUCGUCUUCGCAAGACUUUGGGGGAAGAAAGGGCGAGGAAGAUUGUGAGGAUGCAGAUGAGGCAUUUGGAGGUGCUGAAGCAAGUUGGUGAGGAGAUGCCGUGGGGGGAGGUGAGGGAGGUUGAGACUGUGGAUGUUUUUCUUGAGGAGGAUGGGUUUGAGAGGGCGAGGAGGGGGGUUGAGGAGAUGAGGGGGUGGAUGCCUGAAUUUGAGGUUAGUGUUUGGGAGGGGGAGAGGAUGAGGGAGAAGUUUGGGGUGAAUCGCCAUAUUGUUGGUGCGAUAUCGUAUCAAGCUGGGGCUCUUUGGCCGUAUCGUCUUGUUACGAGCACAUGGAACGAUUUGAUGACUCGAUAUCCAAACCUCACCAUUAGUACACACACGCCCGUCUCAUCCAUCACCACAAAUGACUCUUCAUCAUUCCCAUACACAGUUCACUCUUCUCGCGGCACAAUCCGUGCACGGCACAUUCUCCAUGCCACAAAUGCUUACACAGGGCAUCUCAUUCCGGCCCUUCGUGGCUGUCUAACAGGAGUCCUCGGACACAUGACUGCACAGGAACCAGGAACUGAAUUCGAGCCCGUGUGUCAUGGCGGACGGUCUUGGUCAAUAAUGUACGGGACAGGAUUUGAAUAUAUAACGCAAAGGCCAGAUGGAAACGAUGGAUCUCCAGGUGACUUGAUGAUUGGAGGAGGGUUAUUCAGGAGUAAAGAUGAGGGCUUGGAUCAGAUUGGUGUGUGGGAUGAUUCCAGAGUGGAUGCUUUCCCGUUAAUGCAUCUCAGAGGCAGCAUGCCCACAGUAUUCGAGCCGAAAUGGGGUGCUGGGGGACAAUUGAAAGGUGCUUGGAGCGGAAUCAUGGGUUUCACAGGCGAUGUGCUUCCCUUUGUGGGAAGUCUUUCGCCUGGAGCUGGUGGGCUGAGGAAGAGUCUUGGUGGAGGGCUUGAGAAGGGUGCCGGAGAGUGGAUAGCUGCUGGGUUUAAUGGGGAGGGCAUGGUGUGGGCGUGGUUGAGCGGUGUUGCUGUGGCGAUUAUGAUGUUGGGUAAGGAGGAGGAUGGUUUGGAGGAGAGUGUUGGGCGGCCGGGGGGGAGGUUGGGGGAAUGGUAUCCGGUGGAGGAGGUUAGGGUUGAUAAGGCGAGGUUGAGGAGGGCGCGGUUGGAGAAUUUGGCGAAUGAGAUUUGA